AAAGAAAAGAAAAGAAAAGAAAAGGGGAAAAAAACAAAAUGCCCUCCAUAAAAAUCCUCAACUCAAACACAAACACCACAACCACCGACUCCGCCUCCUUCUCCACCUCCAUCUCAACCUCCACCCUCCCCUCAAAAGAAACAACCACUCACUCCCUCACCCGCCGCACAACUCUCACGCACCUCUCCCGCUGGGUCUCCCGGAAGAUGUCCCGCCAGAAACUAGGCCCGCACCAGAAUCCAGAGGAGGUGUCGCCGGAGCAGGAACUCGAGUAUUCGGAUGCGUAUGCGGCGUACCUGCGGGCGUUUAGUGAAGGGAGGGCUGGUCCGGGUCCUGGCCCUAGUCCUGGGACGGAAGUAGGGGAAGAAGUAGAGGGAGAGGGAGAGGCCCGGGGGGGUUAUCCUGGGCAUGGGAAUGGGAAUGAGGACCUGGAUCGGAAUGUUUUUGCUGGGUUUGAUGCUGCUUCCCCCUCUGUUCCUAAUGGGGAUUACUUUUCCGGGCCGCAAGCGGGGAAAGGGGAGAAGGAAGAAGGCAAUGGCAAUCGGGAUGGGAAGUAUUCGUUUCUACGACAUGUACGGUCCCGGCAGAGUGUUCGUGAUCGACGACGGUUGGGAAGCUCGGAUGAUGUGCCUGCCGAUCAGUUGUUGGAUUUUCGGCCCAUUGGGUUCUAUGGGUUUAGUCCUUUGGCCGAGGGGGAGGAGCCCGUGUCGCCGCCGCCGGGCGUCAGGACGCCAGCUAUGGUUGCUCAGGAGAAUCGUGUCGAGAGGGAGAAGAGUCAGGAGCAGAAUCGGCAGCAGAAGAGCGGGCGCUCAUCGCAGAAAGGGUUCUGGGCGCCGUUGCGAGCACUAUGGCUACAUCUGCGUCGGGCUCAAUGAGAGCGUGUCGCGGAUAGCUUUUUUUUUUUUUUUCUCCUUGUUUU
Messenger RNA from Aspergillus alliaceus, 919 nucleotides. RefSeq lists its product as uncharacterized. The transcript has a single exon. Bases 39 to 875 code for a protein of 278 amino acids. The record is from RefSeq and is a predicted model, not a curated record. NCBI's taxonomy places the organism in Eukaryota, Fungi, Ascomycota, Eurotiomycetes, Eurotiales, Aspergillaceae.